This is a messenger RNA of Nannospalax galili (Upper Galilee mountains blind mole rat), 2419 nucleotides long. It is a transcript of the gene Cnr1, whose product is annotated as cannabinoid receptor 1. NCBI's taxonomy places the organism in Eukaryota, Metazoa, Chordata, Mammalia, Rodentia, Spalacidae. Gene Ontology annotation, cellular component: membrane. The record is from RefSeq and is a predicted model, not a curated record. Gene Ontology annotation, molecular function: cannabinoid receptor activity. Gene Ontology annotation, biological process: G protein-coupled receptor signaling pathway. The transcript has 3 exons. Bases 373 to 1791 code for a protein of 472 amino acids.
CCACUUCGCCUCCGCCUCCGCCUCCGCCUCCUCCUCUGGGCUCCCGCGGCGCCAGUGCCUUCCCCUGGCCCGGGCGGGCGUCUUGGCUGUCUGCAGAGCGCUGGUAGAGUCGGGGGCUCCUUGUUGCAGAGAGCCAGUCCCUGGGCUGGGCUGGGCGACAGGUGCCGAGGGAGCUUCUGCCCUCAGGACCCGGGGAUGCGAAGGGAAAAGGCUGCUUCCAUAAUCCGGAUUCUUUCUAAACUGCGGAAAAUGUAUCUCUUUCAAGGAAAAGGUCAAGGCACUUAAUAGGAGCAAACAUCUAAACCACAGAGCAGAAUUAAAUGGCUCCUUCCUGGUGUCAUUUUGAGUCUGGUCUAAUUGAAAACUGAGGUAAUGAAGUCCAUCCUAGACGGCCUUGCAGACACCACCUUCCGAACCAUCACUACAGACCUCCUCUACAUGGGCUCAAAUGACAUUCAGUACGAAGAUAUCAAAGGCGACAUGGCAUCCAAAUUAGGAUACUUCCCACAGAAAUUCCCUCUAACUUCCUUCAGAGGUAGUCCCUUCCAAGAAAAGAUGACUGCAGGAGACAACCCCCAGCUGGUCCCCACAGAUCCAACAAACAUUACAGAAUUCUACAACAAGUCUCUUUCAUCAUACAGGGAGAAUGAAGAAAACAUCCAGUGUGGGGAGAACUUUAUGGACAUGGAGUGCUUCAUGAUUCUGAACCCCAGCCAGCAGCUGGCCAUCGCUGUGCUGUCCCUCACACUGGGCACCUUCACAGUCCUGGAGAACCUGCUAGUGCUGUGUGUCAUCCUGCACUCCCGCAGCCUCCGUUGCAGGCCUUCCUACCACUUCAUUGGCAGCCUGGCAGUGGCCGACCUCCUGGGAAGCGUCAUUUUUGUCUACAGCUUCGUCGACUUCCACGUGUUCCACCGUAAAGACAGCCCCAAUGUGUUUCUGUUCAAACUAGGUGGGGUCACAGCCUCCUUCACGGCUUCUGUAGGCAGCCUGUUCCUCACAGCCAUUGACAGGUACAUAUCUAUUCACAGGCCCCUGGCCUAUAAGAGAAUCGUCACCAGGCCCAAGGCCGUGGUGGCUUUUUGCCUGAUGUGGACUAUCGCAAUAGUAAUUGCUGUGCUGCCUCUCCUGGGCUGGAACUGCAAGAAGCUGCAAUCAGUUUGCUCUGACAUUUUCCCACUCAUCGACGAAACCUACCUGAUGUUCUGGAUUGGGGUCACCAGUGUGCUGUUGCUGUUCAUUGUAUACGCAUACAUGUACAUUCUCUGGAAGGCUCAUAGCCAUGCAGUGCGCAUGAUACAACGUGGAACCCAGAAGAGCAUCAUCAUCCAUACAUCAGAGGAUGGCAAGGUGCAGGUGACCCGGCCAGACCAAGCCCGCAUGGAUAUUAGGCUGGCCAAGACCCUGGUCCUGAUCCUGGUGGUAUUGAUCAUCUGCUGGGGCCCUCUGCUUGCAAUCAUGGUGUAUGAUGUCUUUGGGAAGAUGAACAAGCUCAUUAAGACGGUGUUUGCCUUUUGCAGUAUGCUCUGUCUGCUGAACUCCACCGUCAACCCCAUCAUCUAUGCUCUGAGGAGCAAGGACCUGCGACAUGCUUUCCGUAGCAUGUUCCCUUCGUGUGAAGGCACCGCACAGCCUCUGGAUAACAGCAUGGGGGACUCAGACUGCCUGCACAAGCACGCCAACAACACAGCCAGCAUGCACAGGGCUGCGGAAAGCUGCAUCAAGAGCACUGUCAAGAUCGCCAAGGUGACCAUGUCUGUGUCCACAGACACGUCUGCCGAGGCUCUGUGAGCCUGCCACCACCAUGGCUGCACAAAAGGAAAACAAAAAGAAAUUCUUUUUUUUUUUAAGCUUAAAAUUUAGAAGCCUAUUGUCUCAUCGGUUAUAUAUUUUUAACUUUACCAUGUUCAGUAAAGAGGUGACUGUGACCAUGAUUUCUUCUCAGUUUGCUGACAUCUCAGUAGUUUAGGUACUUAAACUCCAUUCUCCAGGGGUUUACCGUGAAGAAAGCCAGUUUCUUCAGUUUCUCAAUGGUCCUUCCAAGUCUCAGUGAAAUAGGAGGGAAACCUUUGGCUACAAAAUCUGAAGUCUAAGUACCCACAGAAAAAUACCAUCAAAUGAGUAAUGCCUUUGUAACCACAACUUUCAUGGUAAUGUGAUGUGUCUGUCCGUAGUAUAAGAGAUGUCCAUUUUUACAGCAGUUAUAGUGCUAUAGUAGAGAUACUUCGUAAAAUGUAUUAUGUCUUUUGAAUUGUGUAUCAGUGUUUACUGUGUGUCAUUUUUUUUGUCUAGCUUAGCAAAACUGAAAGGCAGACCUUCAUGAAAACAGUGGCAUACAGGAGUGGGUACACAGCAGUGCAACCACUGUUUGGAAAUACUAUUGUCCAUGGUAUAAUUAUAGAAACCUCAGUGUUUCUUC